This is a messenger RNA of Lactuca saligna, 4101 nucleotides long. Lineage: Eukaryota; Viridiplantae; Streptophyta; Magnoliopsida; Asterales; Asteraceae. The record is from the annotation of a GenBank genome assembly.
AUGACAAACACUGCCUCCGAAAUCAUUUGGGUGGCACACUUAUUACGCGAACUUCAUGCCUUGCCAACCACAGUUCCCACUCUUCUCUGUGAUAACAAAAGCGCCUUAUUUCUCACUCACAACCCUAUCUCUCACAACCGGGCUAAGCACAUUGACAUUGACUACCAUUUUGUUCGCGAACUUGUUGCCUCUAUUCAGCUUAAUACCAAGUUCAUUCCUACACAUCUUCAACUCGCCGACAUUUUCACCAAAAGUCUUGUGAGACCACUGUUUGAACGUUUUCGAACCAAGCUUCACGUUGGCCCGCCACCGAUCAGCUUGACGGGGGGUUUCAUUGCCGGUUUUGGAUUUCACAUUUGUUUGCUGGAAAAUGGUAGGGUGGCAGGAUUUACUCAGCCGGAUUUGCUAUUCAAGCUGGCAUCAGAAACCCUGAAGAAGCUUGCUCGCUCCAAGGGAAUCGAUUCCCAGCUCAAGAAAUUGAAGAGGUCAUUAAUUCAGAUCAAAGCUCUUCUUAAUGAUGCUUCUAAGAAGGAAAUAAGUGAUGAAGCUGUUAAAGAAUGGCUAAAUGGUCUCCAACAUUUGGCUUAUGAUAUAGACGACCUACUGGACGAUCUAGCAACAGAAGCCAUGCGCCGAGAGUUCAGCACCAGCAAGGUAAGAAAGCUAAUCCCAAUACGCUGCACAAAUUUCUUACUACGUACUAGGAUACAUGGGAAGUUAGAUUAUAUUACAACCCAAUUAGAAGGAUUAGUAGAGGAAAAAAAUAGUCUCGGUUUAAGUGUGAUAGGAGAAAGCCCAAAACAUGUGAAUAGAAGAUUAGAGACCUCUUUGAUAGACGCAUCUAGCAUUGUUGGGCGUGAAGGUGAUAAGGAUGCGUUGCUCCACCAACUAUUGGGUGAUGAACCAUGUGAUAAGAACUUCAGCAUCGUCCCAAUAGUUGGUAUGGGUGGCAUAGGUAAAACCACUCUAGCUAGACUUCUGUAUGACGAAAUGCAAGGGAAUGAUCACUUUGAACUCAAAGCAUGGGUUUGUGUUUCAGAUGAGUUUGAUAUUUUUAGUAUAAGCAGAACUAUAUUCCAGUCAAUAGACGGUGGAAACCGAGAAUUUAAGGAUUUAAAUCUGCUUCAAGUUGCUUUGAAAGAGAAGAUCUCAAGGAAACGAUUUCUUCUCGUUCUUGAUGAUGUUUGGAGUGAAAGCUAUGCCGAUUGGGAAAUUCUAGAACGCCCAUUUCUUGCAGGGGCACCUGGAAGUAAGAUUAUCAUGACAACCCGGAAGCUGUCGUUGCUAACCCAACUGGGUUACAAUCAACCUUACCAUGUUUCGGUUUUGUCACAUGACAAUGCUCUAUCGUUAUUUUGUCAACAUGCCUUAGGUAAAAGUAACUUUGAGUCACAUCUGACACUAAAACCAUAUGGUGAUGGUAUUAUUGAAAAAUGUGGCGGUUUACCAUUAGCUUUGAUUGCACUUGGGAGGUUGUUAAGGACAAAAACAGACAAAGAAGAAUGGAAGGAGGUGUUGAAUAGUGAGAUAUGGGGGUUAGAAAAGGUAGAUGAAAUUGCACCGGCUCUUAGACUAAGCUAUAAUGAUCUCUCUGGCUCUUUGAAGCGGUUGUUUGCAUACUGCUCCUUGUUCCCAAAAGACCAUGUGUUUGAUAAGGAGGAGUUGAUUCUGUUGUGGAUGGCAGAAGGGUUUUUGCGCCAAUCAAGCACAAGCAAGUCAGUGGAACGCUUGGGUCGUGAAGGUUUUGACGAGUUGUUGUCGAGGUCAUUUUUUCAACAUGCCCCAGAAGACAAAUCGUUGUUUGUGAUGCAUGACUUGAUGAAUGACUUGGCCACAUCUGUUGCUGGAGAUUUUUUUUCAAGGUUUGACAUUGAGAUGAAGAAGGAACUUCAUCAGGAGGCUUUGGAAAAGCACCGCCAUAUGUCAUUUGUUUGUGAGAAUUAUAUGGUUCAGAAAAGGUUCGAGGCACUCAAAGGAGCUAAAAGUUUGAGAACAUUCUUAGCACUGUCUUUUGGGGUGAUAGAAAACUGGACAACAUUUUACUUAUCAAACAAGGUCCUGGAUGACUUACUGCAAGAGUUUCCAUUGUUAAGGGUCCUCAGUUUGCGUUAUCUUAGCAUAAGCGAGGUGCCUGAAUCGAUUGGCAGUUUGAAGCACUUGCGGUAUCUUAAUUUAUCUCGAACUCAAAUCACACAUUUACCGGAUAGUGUCUGCAACCUUUACAAUUUACAGAUGUUAAUUGUUUCUGGCUGUAAGAGUUUGGAAAAGUUGCCCGGGAACUUCUCAAAGCUUAAAAAUUUGCGGCAUUUUGACAUGAGAGAUACUCCAGAGUUGAAGAAGAUGCCGUUAGGGGUUCUUGAGUUGAAAAGCCUACAAACUCUUUAUGGGAUCGUUAUUGAAGGAGACGAUGGAUUUUCAAUCAGCGAUCUUAAAGAUUCAAAGGAUCUCCAAGGGAGAAUUUCCAUUAAGGGGCUGGAAAAAGUGAGAGGCUCAAUGCAUGCACAGAAAGCGAACUUAUCUGAAAAGAGGCUAAGUGAGUUAGAGUUGGAAUGGAGUGAUGUAUUUGAUGGUUCUAGAAAAGAAACACUUGAAAAGGAGGUGCUUAAUGCACUAAAGCCUUGUAGUGAUAAUCUAAAAAGCCUCGAAAUUGUGUCAUAUGGAGGUAUAGAGUUUCCAAUUUGGGUUGGGGGUCCCUCUUUUGGUCGGUUGACUUGUGUCUCAAUAAUUGGUUGUAAAAAGUGUACAUCUCUACCUCCACUUGGGCAUUUACCAUUACUUAAGGAGUUGUAUAUUGCUGGGAUGGAUGAUGUACAAGCUGUAGGUCCGGAGUUGCUUGGGACUGGUUUUGCAUUCCCGUCACUUGAAAAUCUAACUUUUCGAGAUAUGGUUGGGUGGGAGGCAUGGUCAACCAGUGGUGGGGUUGUCGAUACAACGUUUCCAUGCCUUCAAAAGCUUUGUAUUGAAAGUUGCCCUAAUUUGGUUAGAGUCUCAGUUGAAUCACUGCCUUCAUUGAGGGUUCUGAAAAUAGUUGGUUGUGGUCAUGAGGUGUUAAGAAGUUUGGUUUGUGUAGCUUUAUCGAUCACGAUUUUGAAUAUAACUUCUAUUAAAGGACUUAAUGAUCAGGUGUGGGGAGGUGUUAUAGAGUAUCUUGGGGCAGUUGAAGAAGUAUGUAUUACAAGUUGCAACGAAAUAAGAUACUUGUGGGAAUCAGAAGCAGAAGUAAGUAAGUAUCUUGUGAAUCUAAGGAAGUUGGAUGUAUGGAAUUGUUCAAAUUUGGUGAGUUUAGGAGAGAAAGAGGAGGAGGAUAAUUGUGGGAGCAACCUAACAUCUCUGACAAGCUUAUCUGUAAUGGAUUGUGAUAGCUUGGAGCAUUGCAGCUGUCCAAAAAGCCUCAAGUCGCUUACCAUCGAGAAUUGUAAUAAAUUAUUGGAAAAGGAGUUGGUAGGAGGACGAGAGGAGCCUCUGAUCAACUCAAACAUACUCAUGCUUGAAUCUGUAUUCGUAACUGAUUGGCCAAAUCUAAAAUCAAUCACUGAAUUGAGUUCCUUCAAUCAUCUCACCGAACUCGAAAUAAGCAAUUGUCCAAAUUUGGAGUCAUUUCCUGACCAUGAGUUGCCAAAACUCAAUGUGUUAAUAAGUCUGGCAAUAGUAUAUUGUGAGAGUAUGGAUGCUUCCUUUUCUGGUGGGCUUUGGCCUCCAAAAUUGUGUGGACUUACUAUAGGGAAGUUGAAGAAGCCCAUUUCAAAGUGGGGCCCACAGGCUUUUCCAGCCUCACUUGACGACCUGACUUUAAUAGGUGGACAAUCGGAAGAUGUGAGUAAUAUCAGUCAGUUGUCCCAUCUUCUUCCUUCAUCUCUUACUGAGCUUCGCGUAAUCGAAUUUGAGAAAGUGGAAUCAGUUUCAAAGGGACUCCAACACCUCACCUCCCUCCAGCAUCUCUCAAUUAUUGAAUGCCCUAAGGCAAUAGAUCUACCAGAAAUGUUGCUGCCUUCACUUUUGAGUUUGGAAAUAAGGGGAUGCCCAAAUCUGAAAGAAAUGAGUAGUAAAAGAGGCUCCUACUGGCCCCGCGUCUCACGUAUUCCCUGCAUUGACAUAUCCUGA